CCAGUGAACAUGGUGCAGAAGUAUCAGUCCCCAGUCCGCGUCUACAAGUACCCCUUCGAACUCGUCAUGGCGGCCUAUGAGAAGCGCUUCCCCACCUGCCCACAAAUCCCGGUCUUCCUGGGCAGUGAGGUUCUGAGCGAGUCCCGGAGCGCAGAUGGAGCGGUGCACGUGGUGGAGCGGAGCUGCCGGCUGCGCGUGGAGGCCCCUCGGUUGCUGCGGAAGAUCGCCGGCGUCGAGCACGCCGUGUUUGUGCAGAGAAACGUGCUGAACUGGAAGGAACGGACACUCCGUAUCGAUGCGCACAAUGAGACCUUUGCCAGCCGAGUGGUCGUUAAGGAGAACUGUAGCUACACGGUCCACCCGGAGAACGAAGACUGGACGUGCUUCGAGCAGUCCGCCUCUCUGGACAUCCGGUCCUUCUUUGGCUUCGAAAACGCGCUGGAAAAGAUCGCCAUGAAGCAGUACACAGCGAACAUCAAGAGGGGAAAGGAGGUAAUCGAACACUACCUGGGUGAGCUCAUCUCCCAGGGCGUCUCUCACAUCCCCCGCUGGAUGCCUGCCGCCGCCCCUGAGAAGGACACGCUCCCCGGGGCCAGACCCCCAGGUGCUGGCACCCCAAGCAGUUCCCUGGAGCCGGCUCCCACAGAAGGGGACAAGUUGGACUCUGACUACAUUGAGCGUUGCCUCGGCCGGCUCUCGCCCAUGCAGGAGAGCUGUCUGGUCCAGCUGCGGCAAUGGCUUCAGGAGACCCACAAAGGCAAGAUUCCCAAAGAUGAACACAUUCUCCGCUUCCUGCGGGCUCGAGACUUCCACCUGGAAAAGGCCCGGGACAUGCUACGCCAGUCCCUCAGCUGGCGCAAGCAGCACCAGGUGGACUCCCUGCUGCAGACCUGGCGCCCCCCUGCCCUGUUGGAAGAGUUCUAUGCUGGUGGCUGGCACUACCAGGACACAGAAGCCGUGCUUUCGGUCAACGAGGAAGGCCAGAAGAGAUGUGAAGGCAGCACCAAGCAGCUGGGCCGGCCCAUCAGGCAAGAUUCUGGCCCCCCGGGGCGCUCCAUCUCACUCUUCCCCGGCUUCCAGGUCAGCCCCUUCAUCAACGAGAACACCAGGCAGAAGUUUCUCGUCUACAGCGGCAGCAACUACCAGGGCCCUGGGGGCCUUGUGGACUACCUGGACAAAGAAGUGAUCCCUGACUUCUUGGGGGGUGAAUGCCUGUGUAACGUCCCUGAAGGAGGGCUGGUCCCCAAGGCCCUCUACCUGACGGAGGACGAGCAGGAGCAUGCCGACCAGCUGCGGCAGUGGACCGAGACGUACCAUUCGGCCAGCGUGCUCCGGGGGGCCCCCCACGAGGUCAUGGUGGAAAUUCUAGAAGGGGAGUCAGUCAUCACCUGGGACUUUGACAUCCUGCGUGGGGAUGUGGUGUUUAGCCUGUACCAUGCCAAGUCGGCACCCACACAGGGGCCUCCCGAGCCAGGUGAGCAGCUGGCGGACAGGGACUGUAACUUGGACACCGACUACAGCCGCGUGGAGGCACCGCUGAUCUGCCGAGAAGGGGAGAGCAUUCAGGGCUCCCAUGUGACCCGCUGGCCUGGCAUCUACCUGCUGCAGUGGCAACUGCAUGGGGCACCCGGCACCGUGGCCUGCAACCUGCCCGGCGUGGAUGACGUCCUGACUGCCCUGCACAGCCCCGGCCCCAGGUGCAAGCUGCUCUACUACUAUGAGGUGCUGGCGUCAGAGAGCUUCAGGGGGUCCAUGUCCAGCCUGGAAUCCUGCACCAGUGGCUUCUCCCAGCUCAGCACCGCCACCUCCUCCUCCUCCUCUGGCCAGUCCCACAGGAGCUCCCUCAGUUCCAGAUAGUGCCCCCAUGGCCACCCACAAGUGUCCAGACCACGGUCCGACCAGGUAGACUGCCAGCCUGGGGCCAUGGGACCGGUGGCCCAGGCCUGGUGCUGCUGCAGCCACAGUGACUGUGUGCACAGGAGCCUCUGGGUCUCAGCUGUCGAGGUCGCACGUGACGAACAGAACUGUGCAAGGAAGGUCUAUCGAGAAGGGUGCUCUGACCACCACUGGGGCCAUGAGCCUUUGGGCCUCAAGUGAUGAUGUCAGCAGGGCGCACCCUGCUCUCUGCGCCUCUGGUUCUGCUUUUUCCUGAGUUCUCUUCAUUCUCAGGCAGGCCUUCCCCUGCAUCCCUGCCAGAGCCCCCUUCCCAAGAGAACAUUGCUCUCCAGAAAAUUCCAGAACUUCCGAUCCUGGAAUUGAGUCUCCUCCGAUUGGGUCCCCAUGUCUUCCUGAGCCAACCAUGGGUUCCAGAAGAGAGAGAACACUGAUUGGCUGAUAGCAGGGUCAUGUGAGCAGGGUAUGCUGGUGUGAUUGGCCAGCCUGGGUCACAUGGUAGCCAUCAGGUCUGGCUGGAUCCAGGAGCCCACGGUCACCAGGGCUCAGCUGCUCAUCCCUGCAUCUCUUUGCACCCGGUCCUGUUCUUGCCUCCACCGGGAGGCUCCCAGCAGCCCCAAGCCUACAACGAUUGGCUCAGGACCUCACAGGUAGAGCCAUGCUCUCUUCCUCACUGAAAAUCUCAGGACAGGGCCCCGAUUGGCCUUGCUCUAGGCACAUGCUUACUUCCAUGGCAUCCUGUGGUUGACACCUUCCCCCAGAAGGGACGGUGGGAUGGGGAGGCUUGUCUCUCGGCACGGACAAGACAGCAGCGGAUGUCCAUGGUGGCAUCUGCCAGGGUCUCCCUCCCUCCCGAGCUUGGGGUCUUUGUGGUCCAUCACUGCGACAUCCACUAAUUGUUCCUCUUGACUUUGGGAGCCUCGGAGUGGAAACCCCAACAGUAGCGCAGCAACAGCGGCCAGCUACAACCCCCCCGCCCAGCUGCCCCGAUCUUGAGCAGCCUGGGUGUUGAAUUUAGACAGGGUGGCAUUCAAACCCCCGGCCUUCUUUCCGGUGACUUAACCUCUCUGUGCCUCCGUGUCCUCCUCUAUAAAAUGGGGACGGCAGUGCCUACCUCACUGGGUUGUAGUGGGACGAAGCGAGACACCCAGCGGCAAGAUGCUCUCGCUACUGCAGCGCCGGGCCCACAGGAAGCACUCGGGACAGGCCGGCUGUCGCUCCAGCUUGUUUGAACUUCCCAUCCAAAGACUCCAGUCCUUCCCUUCCGUGGGACAGACAGGGUUCAGAGGGCUGUGUGGAUCCAGGGACGAGUGCGGGUGAAGAAACCAGUCUCUCCCGCUUGGCUGGAUGGGGAGCAGUCAGCUUCUCUCUGGAAGCAGUUUGUGUGGUCUGGGCUCAUCCGUGCCAGUCUGAUGGCAGCACCCCUGCCAGCUAGACAGCGCUUUGGAAGAGGGUUGUGUAAAGCUUCGUUCCGAUUCUGCACGCUCCGGCGUUGCUCCCCGCCCAAUGAGAGCCAUGUCCUCCGGUCCCGUGAUGUAUGUUUCAGCUCCUACAGCGUGUUUCUCGCUCGCCUCCUGGUGUGUUCCAACCAGAAGCAUUACGCAUCGUCUCUUUGAACGUGUGCCCCGUGCUAGCCUGCUUCCUGACACUCUGGAGGCUGCCGCGGGCUCAUUCCGGAACAUCUCCAGUGGUGUUUAGAAGGCUCUGGUCCAGUGUUUCCAAAGUGGGCUGUCCUGGAACAAUCUGGAGGGGUUGCAGAAGCCCUUGAUCUGGACUGACAGACACCAUCACUGCCACCGUGGGCUCCAACCUACGAGAAGCUGUGAGGACAGUGCAGGACGGACAUCCGGUCCCUGUGAGUCAGACCUGACCCGAUGGCACCUAAUGACCACCACACUGUAUCCUGGACGAUGGGCUAGCGUAUGGACCUUUUUCAUUGCCAAGGGGGUGGGCUGAGUCACGUUUUCUGAUUGAUUUAUUUUUUCUGAAAAGGGGGCAGGAGGACAAACCAGUUUGGCAGCUUCCACUCCCGAUCAGGGCUGGGGAACGUCCGGCCAGCAGACCGUGUGAGGCCGGCGACAUCGACCCCAGCUAACAUCGAAGGCCUCACCAAAGAGACGCAGCUCCAGCCUUGUCUUUGUGGUGGCGGUCAGUGGCGGCAAGCCGGCUCUGACCCACGGCCCCCCAUGCAUGACAGAAGGAAACACUGCCCGGUCCUGGGCCCUCCUCACUCUUAGCCCCUGACUGCAGCCGC
Echinops telfairi (small Madagascar hedgehog) is the source of this 4147-nucleotide messenger RNA. RefSeq names its product SEC14 like lipid binding 5 (gene SEC14L5). The transcript has 14 exons. Gene Ontology annotation, cellular component: cytoplasm. NCBI's taxonomy places the organism in Eukaryota, Metazoa, Chordata, Mammalia, Afrosoricida, Tenrecidae. The coding region runs from base 10 to 1857 and encodes 615 amino acids. The record is from RefSeq and is a predicted model, not a curated record.